Messenger RNA from Ornithodoros turicata, 3296 nucleotides. RefSeq lists its product as uncharacterized. Bases 286 to 2427 code for a protein of 713 amino acids. Gene Ontology annotation, molecular function: serine-type endopeptidase activity. The record is from RefSeq and is a predicted model, not a curated record. Gene Ontology annotation, biological process: proteolysis. Lineage: Eukaryota; Metazoa; Arthropoda; Arachnida; Ixodida; Argasidae. The transcript is spliced from 8 exons.
GUCCGGUGGAAGAGUUUUUCCCCCCGCUCGAACCGGCUGACCAGACUUGAACUUUCCGUCGUGGCGAGGGAAACUGGAAGCGGACGACGAACGGUGGUCACUUUAGGGUCUUUUCCGACGGUGCAGCGGCGGUUUUUACGGGCGUUGCGAGGUUUUGUCGUCUGUUAAAUCGCACGUGCGUCCUUUGAUCGUGCUGGUGCUUGUGCGUCGUCUGCGAGGGACACUCCGUGUCGUCUGCUCGAAGGAGAUCGUCGUGCGAAAAUAUUUUGUGCCGUUUGGUGGAAGAUGAAAAGGAAGAGAUUGGAGUUUGGAUGCCGUGUGGAUGUUGCGUUUGUCAUCGCGAUCUGCGUAGCUCUAGGUGCUUGCGUCCCCAUUGUGUUUCCCCAAGAGGACCCUCCCUGUGAAAAGGGCUUCCUAUGUCGAGACAUCACGCUCUGCGCCCAGGGCAUAGCGGAGGUUCGUCGAGGUGGCCGACCGCACAUCUGCGGGUGGAACCGUCACGUGGCCAAGGUGUGCUGUCCGGACAACCCCGACGCUGACGACGAGGAUCCCUUUUUCACGGCGCUCAUUGGUUUCCAGAGGAACGAGCAAUGCGGUGUGCUGAUCGUGCCCCAGGUGAACGCCUCGGCCAUCGCGAACAAGACUACAACGAGUGCCAAAACACUGACUACUCUGAACCCCAAAGUCAAGAGUACCGUGGCCGGUACCACGAGAAGAAACAAACAGAGGCGACACGGAGCGACAGCGACACAGCAUCGACCCACAGCGCCCAAACCACGUGGUACCACGAGCAAACCGAAAGUACGCCACUUACCCAUCACGGAUCACACAUCAUCUACGACAACGUCUCGAUCAAGCGCAAACUUUCCCCAUAAUCAAGUCAGUUCUAGGCGCGUUCAAAACGUAGUUCCGACGGCGUUACCAGCGCAGGGACGUCGGCUGCCUCAUCAGCAUCGUCAGCGGGAUCAGCACGAGUAUCAAUUCUACGAGCAGCACCAGCAACACGAACAGCAUUACAGCGUAUUUAACAGCCACCAGGCGGUGAAUGGACAGAAUCUUUACAGCGCACCUCAGGUUGACAACACUGGGCAGUUUAAGGAGAUGUACAAGGACCCAGGACUGUGGGACCCGGAUUUUUUCAGUCCUGGAGAUCACGGAGGACCACGGGUUCCGGGAUGGUUUGCCCCGUACGGUGCCCUGAGGAAGAGGAACGCCAGAGAAACGCUCGAUCUGGAGGAGGAAUCUAAUGAAACCAAGUUCGAGGAGGAAUUAGCUGAGGACAAAUCAAACGGAUCCAGGAUAGAGGAGGAAUUGGACCAACCUAAGAUGGAGGAUAAAUCCAAUGGAUCCGAGUUGGGGGAAGAGCUGGAUCAAACUAAGAGGAAAGAGAGAUCCAAUGAAUUCAGGUUAGAGGAGGAACUGGAUCAAACUAAGCUGAAGGACAAAUCCAACGGAUCCGAGGUAGAGGAUGUAUUGGAUGAACCGAAGUUCGAGUCUCUGAAGAUCGCAGGUCCGUCAGGGCCCGUCUCCGGAGCAUACAGGAGACGUGCCAGGGUUGAUGCCAAUAACAACAACGGCAACCAACCGGAGAAAACGGCCAAGAAGACGGGCAAGGUUGACGCCCGUGUUCCCGAUCCCGAUAUCCUGAAGGCCAUUGGACCAGCCGUCAGUUUCGUCAUAGGAGGAGCCAAAGCGGACUACAACACCUGGCCCUGGAUGGCUUCCAUUCUGAGGGGAAGUGAACUGAAGUUCCUCUGUGGCGGCUUCCUCAUCAACGACCGAUACGUUCUCUCAGCGGCACAUUGCUUUCAAGGACAAAGGAGUACUCAGACGUACGGCGUUCGACUGGGCCAGAUCCGGUACGACGAAGGUCCCGUGUACAAGGUGGAACGUUUCGUGGUCCACGAAGACUACGUUCGUCGGCAGUACUACAACGACAUUGCCCUCAUCCGGCUGGCCGAACCCGUUCCCUUGGCGCUCAUCCGACCCGUCUGUCUUCCCACUCCCGUCAUGGCACGACAGAACCUCAUCGGCAGAGAAGCUACCGUUCUCGGAUGGGGAGACACUAUGUUCGGUGGUCCCCGGAGCGACACUCUGCAGGAGGUGAACGGACUGCCCAUAGUUGACGUGCGAAAGUGCAACGAGUCCUACUCUAAACUGAGGGGGAAUCCAUUCAGCCGGGGAAUCACGAAAGAAUUCAUCUGCGCUGGUCUCAUGCAGGGAGGAAAAGAUGCCUGUCAGGGCGAUUCCGGCGGACCCUUGAUGCUGGAGCACGAAGGACGAUGGACGGCGGUGGGCAUCGUGUCCUUCGGCUACCGUUGCGGGGAGCCCGGCUUUCCCGGUGUCUACACGAGGAUCUCUCGACACCUUCGCUGGAUCGACAACAACAUAUUCAUGGACUCUAUCGGCUACAACACUAUCGUCUGACAAACACCAGACAACAGGAAGAUUGAGCUAUAUGUGAACGGGAAAAAAAAAGCGCAACCCUCAAAGAGGCUGGCCCUCUAGUAGGGUCGGGCAGUGGUCCAGGUCUCCGAAGUGAGGUCAUGUGAACGACUGGGUCCUUGUAGGCGUUUGCUUAUCUGAAACAUCCGGAGGAAGACACUGCAGUCUUCUGUCGACAUCGUCAACUGCUAUUAGGAAGGACAUAGUAUAACGACUAGUCUUCUUCUGUGUUCAUGAAGGUCGCGUGAUUGUUCCUAAGUGCAGGAUAUGCUUCAGGAGAACAUAACUGCAGCAGCUUCUCUACAGUCUUCAUCGAGGACCGUGAUGACAGUUAGCCUUGUUCAUUAUUGUACUGUCUUCGCACAGGACAUGCCAACAGGUCUUCUAUUUUGUUGCACCUGCAAGUGCGGUUUGCCUCGUAAUAUCUUCGACGUUCCACGAAGAAGUCCAGCUCCUACUGUCUUCACGUAGAUGCACACAACUCCAACGGUGUUCGUAUAGAAAGAGUGGUUAGUCUUCGAAGUAUUCCGGAAGCGUAUGAGGGGCCACGUGAUAGUGGUCGACUUACGCUCGCCAAACUCCCUUCCUAUAUACGGACAUGCCGAACUUGGGAAGGACAACGUCACACAAAGAGUUGUGCCAGUGAAACAAAAACAGAAUCGGAUGCCGGAAGGCAAGACAUUGUGAGGUAGCGUGACGUUCCAUGAUGGGCUGUGAUGUUGCGCAGUGAAAGUGUGUGCCACAGAUGUGUGUUCCGUCGGUGUUCAAGCUCCGUGCAUUCGAGCUCAUUGUAAGCAACCCAAGAACUUCGCAUCUUACGUGAUGCUGCAAUAAAAUAUUGCUCGAGCUUC